Molecule: messenger RNA, 1208 nt
Organism: Nymphaea colorata (pocket water lily)
Lineage: Eukaryota; Viridiplantae; Streptophyta; Magnoliopsida; Nymphaeales; Nymphaeaceae
Exons: 7
Coding region: 104-940 (278 amino acids)
Biological process (GO): wobble position cytosine ribose methylation; wobble position uridine ribose methylation
Molecular function (GO): RNA methyltransferase activity; RNA binding
Source: RefSeq, a predicted model, not a curated record
GGAGGUCAGGUGCCCAUAUAUUCCCUCCGAGCGGAAGAUAUGCCGAGGGGCGGACUGUUAAGAGCAAGUAUAUUGCCUUCAGUUCCAUAAAGAAAGGAGGGAGAUGAAGCCAUCGCCUCUCCGAACCCCAAAUUUGGGUCCACCAAUUCAUUCCUGCAAUACUGAGCUGCCGUCUCGCCUUAAUAACGUUUCCAUGCCAGUCCCUCCAUUUUUGCCGACGAGGGCGACGACUAUCAGACGUACUGUAGAGUUUCAAUCGAAACUUCACCUGCCCUCUCCUUCUUCUUCAUUUUCUCCGCGAAGGUUCAAAAAUCACUCCGCAGCUGAGAAGGCUGAUGUUGGUAAAUGUUCAUCUGGGAUUGUUGAAGCUGCUAAUGAACCAUCAUCCAGUAAACUCCUCCAAGUUGUAUUAGUUUCUCCUCAGAUUCCUGGAAAUACUGGAUGCAUUGCUAGAACUUGUGCGGCUUCAGCUGUUGGUCUUCACCUUGUUGGGCCUUUAGGAUUUCAAAUUGAUGAUGCCAAACUAAAGCGUGCUGGGCUGGACUAUUGGCCAUAUGUCAUAGUAAAAGUCCAUAGGUCCUGGGCUGAAUUCCAAGGCUACUUCAAGCAGCAGGAAGGAGAAAAGCGACUGCUGGCCUUCACCAAGAGAGGGACUAUAACACAUUCUGAUUUCUCAUUUAAGUGUGGGGACUGGCUAGUAUUUGGUUCUGAAACUUCUGGAUUACUCCCAGAGGUGCUCAAUGACUGCACAAAUGGACCCUAUGGAGGUGGAACCCUCAGGAUACCAAUGGUAGAAACUUACGUCCGUUGCCUGAAUUUGUCUGUGAGUGUGGGCAUUGCUCUGUAUGAAGCAUCAAGGCAACUUGGAUAUGAGCAGAUGCAACUCCAUUCUGGUUCCUCUCCUAGUAAAGUUUUCAUGAAAGAAGACAUAUUUUGUUAACUUACUGAUGUUGCGAUAUGCCUCUUACUUGCUGAGGUUGCUGUUCAGGGAGAGAAAAAAAAGGGGAGUGGGUGGUUUGGUUUAUAUGUAUGUGUUGAUUAUUUUUGUGGAGAAACUAGCUAAUGAAUGAAGAGCAAUUGCCUAUUCUUCUUCCUUGAUGGAUUUGAAAUUGUGCAUGUGAAGAUGAAGUGGCAGUGGUCUCUUUCACGCUAGGUUUUCUCUUUCCUAUUAACAUGUUUUGAGUAAAAAAUUGCAGAUUUUGACCGAA